UUUGCAUCUGGGCGAUACAUGCAUCCAUCAACCACAUGGUAAGUGCUAGGUAAACAAUAUUGAAAGGAAGCCAUCUAUGCUGAACUCUGACCCAACUCUGAACUCUGCACCUUCUAUGCCCGUCACCUCAGCACAUGAAUGAUCAAGCAGAUGAAUGAAUUUCCCAGUAGAAAACAGCAACAUUCACUAAUCCUUCUUCUUUAGGAAAAAAUAAUAAAAACAAUAAAAAAGCAGAUGAACAGCAAUGAAUUUGCUCCGAAACUCUGUUAACGCCGUUUAUGAUCUGUUUCUGGACAUUGCUGUUUAACAAAGUCAUACAUCCUGGUCAAAAUUUGAGGUAAAUGCCAGGAUGCACGCCAGAAGAUUAAUCCAGUCCAUGCACGCGAUGUUUGACAUUUUUGUUGCUCUUACCUUUUCCUCAAAUAGACAGGGACCUCUUGGGUGUUUGCUUACUGAACCAACAGCACCUCUUCUUUUUGAAAUAGACUGACACAUUGGGUCUUUGCUUGCUGAACCAGCGCCCACUUGAUUUUCAGCGCAAAUGGCCGUGCAGCUCACGCCGCCCUUACCUCGUCUAGUUCUAGUCACUCAGCCAAAUGUCCAAAGACAAGCAUCAGACGGGAAUAAACCAUACAGGUACGAAGGGGUGACCUGUCAUGCUUUAUUUGAGCAAAUACCACUUUGGACUUCGGUCGAAACAUGAAGGCAUUCAUCUUCGGACUUGAGGCCACACACUGAUGCAUCACCGUUUUUCCAGGGAAGAGCCUCUGGAUUUCUUCCACUUGCGCCAAGGUCAAACAUUCGCCUCACAAAUUAAACAUGCCAGAUCACAGAAAAGAGUUUCAAACAAGACAAAUCCAAGGUUUUGACUCUUUUUUCUAGAAUACUGAAAAAAUGUUUUCUAGAAUACCAAGGUUUUGACUCUGAUUGGACCUCGGAUUUGGUUCACCGUGCCAACUAUGCCAGGAAAUCAAUAAUAAGUCUUUCUAUAUCAAAGAAACAGAUACUGACAGGGGCCUUGCCGAUGGCGAUCUUUUCCAUUGACUAUGACUAUUCCAAGUCUUCCUCCCUUUGAUACUGAAAGGCUUAGUGGUAUCUUGAAAUAUGUGGAGGAUAUGAACUCACAUACUGUGUUAUAUUGUCUUGGUGAGAUUGCAGAAAUCCCAGCACCAUUUUAGCCAUGACAACGCCCCGUAGCAUGAUCUUGAGCCUUUCCUUCAUAGUAGCCUCUGCAGGCCUUGCCAUCCAAGGCAGAACCUGCAGUUGCCUGCAAUUUAACUACCCCAGCUUCGACAUGACCAACAAGAAUGAUUUCAGCUUCAGCCCAGGUUCAGCAAUUGCAAAUGGUUCCCUGAGAAUCGUGCCGAACACCGGAAACUCGAGCCACCAGUCGGGAAGGGUGGUAUACGUAAAGGAAACCCUCAAGCUGUGGAACAGGAAGCGAACUGUGCUCACAUCUUUCGGGACGCAGUUCACGCUCAACAUCCUCCCGGGAGAAGGUAUGGCUUUCAUACUCACAAAUAGCCUGUCGUUGCCCAGGAACAGCGGCGGCCAGUGGCUCGGCGUAUGCAACAACCAGACAGAUGGCGCGCCAACGAACCAAAUAGUAGCCGUGGAAUUCGACACGAGAAAGAGCUACCAGGACGACCUCGACGGCAACCAUGUCGGGCUCGACUUGAACAGCAUCAAAUCUGUUUAUCCGUACCCGCUCAGCAAUCUUUCAAUCAUCCUGUCAAGCGGCUCGGAUGUCUUGGUUAGUAUCAUCUACAACAGCACAUCACAUGCUUUUGUAUUAUCUGUAAGCCAGCGCAACACAAGUGGCAGUGGGGGGCAUAAUUGGCGAGAGAGCUGGCCGGUUGAUCUAUCACGGUACCUACUGGACGAAAUAUAUCUGGGAUUCGCAAGUUCCACGGGUGAUUACACCCAACUGAACCAGAUAAAAUCGUGGAACUUCACCACGAUAGACGACAUACUCGUCGCUGAAAGAACAAGACAUGGGAAGUGGGUGUUUUUGGUUCUCAUUGCCUUGGUUUUCCUCGUUACAUGUUCAUCGUUUCUUGUGUUGUUGGUGCGGAGAAGGGUGACACAGCGGAGAAGGCUAGCAUACCGCACGCUCGAGAAAAUGAUCGACGCACAUGGCCCGGUUAGAUUUAAGCUCAAGGAGUUGAAGCACGCGACCGCCAACUUCAGCCCUCACCGUAAGCUCGGUAGAGGUGGCGGCGGCACUGUUUACCUUGGAUACCUGAAUGGGAUCAACAGAGAGGUGGCUGUGAAGCGGGUCUCACUCUCAAGCCGAGGAGAGAAGGAGUUCGUGGCGGAGGUGAACACGAUCAGCAAGCUCUCCCACCGCAACCUUGUCAAGCUGAUUGGCUGGUGCCAUGAGGGAGGCGAACUACUCCUCGCCUACGACUACUUCCCCAUGGGCAGCCUGGACAAGCUAUUGUUCGCCAAUGCCACAACGACCACGUACUCGUCAUCGGCGCUCACAUGGGAGCGGCGAUACAGGAUAAUCUGUGGCGUGGCAUCUGCACUCGACUACCUUCACCACGGGAGCAGCAAGAGGAUCCUCCACAGGGACGUCAAGCCCAGCAACGUGAUGCUCGACGAGGCAUACAACGCGCGGCUGGGCGACUUCGGCCUCGCCCGUGCCAUCCAGCUCGAUGGAGCGACACACCACUCAACGCAGGCGGUUGCGGGCACUCGGGGCUACAUGGCGCACGAGAGCUUCUUCACCGGUCGUGCCAGCCUCGACACGGACGUGUACGCCUUCGGCGUCUUUGCCAUGGAGGUUGUCAGCGGGAAGAGCCCAAGCAGGUCGAUGCUAUAUGACACACAAGAAAUGUACAUUGUGGAUUGGGUCUGGAGGCAUUACAGCCUGGGGAAAGUCAUGGAGACAGCCGACACGGUGCUUGGAGGAGUGUAUGACGAGAUGCAGGUGGAUUCUGUGGUGCGGCUGGCCUUGGCUUGCUGCCACCCGAACCCGAGGGAUCGACCGUCCAUGCGGACGGCGGUGCAGGUGCUAAUCGGUGGAGCGCCUGCCCCGACUCCCCCAUUUGAGAGGCCUGCCUUUGUUUGGCCACUGUCAGGCAUGCAGCAGGAGAUGGAGCUGCCGCAGGUUGGUGUGCUCUUCACAGGAGGACAGCUCAUCACCUCCACUUCCCUCACAGGAAGGUGAGCAUCUCAAUGGCUGGUGCACUUGUACCGCCGAGUGUCUCAGUUCAGGGUCUAGGAAUUCAGGGGUCAAUGUUCGAAAUAAAAAACAGAGAGGGGGUCUUCUGGGCCUAGGCACAGCAACUCCGCCUAAAUGUACUGUCAGAUUCAUGCUAGUUUAUACAGGGUCAGCAGUCUGGUUAGUUGAUAUGUGAUGCAGU
Messenger RNA from Triticum urartu, 3371 nucleotides. Its product is annotated as Concanavalin A-like lectin protein kinase family protein. NCBI's taxonomy places the organism in Eukaryota, Viridiplantae, Streptophyta, Magnoliopsida, Poales, Poaceae. The record is from RefSeq and is a predicted model, not a curated record. Gene Ontology annotation, biological process: protein phosphorylation. Gene Ontology annotation, molecular function: protein kinase activity; carbohydrate binding; ATP binding.